This is a messenger RNA of Aspergillus campestris IBT 28561, 544 nucleotides long. RefSeq lists its product as uncharacterized. The coding region runs from base 72 to 512 and encodes 146 amino acids. The transcript is spliced from 3 exons. The record is from RefSeq and is a predicted model, not a curated record. NCBI's taxonomy places the organism in Eukaryota, Fungi, Ascomycota, Eurotiomycetes, Eurotiales, Aspergillaceae.
CUUACAAGUAAUACUUCUACUGCAAUUCAACAAACAAUCAUCUCUAAAAAAGAAGAAACAAAAGAAACAAAAUGACCUACAACAUUACCCUCAACCCCGCGUUCUCCCCCUCCCCGGAAUCCACCUCCGCAAUGACCUCCUUCCUGGAGUCCUUCUACGCAACCAGCGACACCGAGUCCGCUCACGAGAAGUAUCCUUCUUACUUUACGGAUGAUGCGACGCUUAUUAUGGGGUCGAAGGUUGCCAAGGGAUCUGAGGAAAUCCUCACCCUCCGCCACAACCUCUGGACACACGUCGCAUCGCGGAAACACUCCCCCACAAAGGUCUUCUUCGGGGGCCCGCGCGAGCUGAUGCUCUACGGGACGGCGAAGUUCGUGCUGCGCGCGGAUGCGGAUAAGCAGGAGGUGGAGGUGCCGUGGGCGGGACGGGUCGUGUUUGCUGAGGGGGAGGAGUUGAAGAUGCGGUUUUAUCAGGUUUAUUUGGAUCCUACUGUGCAGUCUGGGAGGAAGUAAGGUGGGAAGAAAAGGGAGUAGAGGAGUUGUAU